Mya arenaria is the source of this 5308-nucleotide messenger RNA. RefSeq names its product ubiquitin-conjugating enzyme E2 H. Bases 106 to 651 code for a protein of 181 amino acids. The record is from RefSeq and is a predicted model, not a curated record. Gene Ontology annotation, cellular component: nucleus. Lineage: Eukaryota; Metazoa; Mollusca; Bivalvia; Myida; Myidae. The transcript is spliced from 6 exons. Gene Ontology annotation, biological process: protein polyubiquitination; ubiquitin-dependent protein catabolic process. Gene Ontology annotation, molecular function: ubiquitin conjugating enzyme activity.
ACAAAUACGUCACCAGGAUAUUGUCGACAUUCGCCAUAUUUGUUGUUGUUUUGAGAAAGACAUUACUGACUUUGGUUUGUUUUGGACCAGAAAAUUGUGAAAACCAUGUCGUCUCCAAGUCCUGGAAAGCGACGGAUGGAUACUGACGUGGUUAAACUUAUUGAAAGCAAACAUGAGGUGACCAUUCUUGGCGGCCUUAAUGAGUUUGUUGUGAAGUUCUAUGGACCAGCUGGAACCCCAUAUGAUGGAGGGGUGUGGAAUGUUAGAGUGGACCUUCCUGAGAAAUACCCAUUCAAGUCUCCCUCCAUUGGCUUCAUGAACAGAAUCUUCCAUCCAAAUAUUGAUGAAGUGUCUGGUACAGUGUGUCUGGAUGUUAUCAAUCAAGCUUGGACAGCACUUUAUGAUCUCUCCAACAUCUUUGAGUCAUUCUUGCCUCAAUUGUUGAGCUACCCCAACCCUAUCGACCCUCUCAACGGUGAUGCAGCUGCCAUGUACCUUCACAAACCAGAGGACUACAAGAAAAAAGUUACAGAGUAUGUGAAGAAAUAUGCGACAGAGGAGGCAAUCCGAGAACAGGAACACAAAGAGUCCUCCAGUGAGUCCUCCAUGAGUGAUUUCUCCGACGAUGAAGUUCAGAACAUGGAGCUUUAACACAAGCACCUCGUACCCACGCAGUCAGAGUCCUUCCAGCAGCUACCCGGGUGUUAAUGUUCAGUAGUGACAGCCUUUCUGAUAUUUGUUGUUUACGGCAUUACUGUGCACCGGCAUAACGGCUUCUGUAAUAUUAAAAGGGCACCUUUGACCUCUGCCAUACCCUCCUCAUAUACUUUUGUUUCAAUGUGCUCAAAUAUAAUGUUACCUUUAGUUUAACAGAUGCUUUGUAGCAGUCAAAAUUUUCAAGAUUUUUUUUAUCCUAACAGAUUUAAUUUAAGUUCUGUUAAAUGUGUUCAAAAGCUUAAUACUUGUUCUACUGAAAAUAAGUUAUAUAUCAUCCAAAAAGUCACAAUAUAAGUGCUCUUGAGGAAAAUAAGAUUACAUGAACAUGUUCAUUUGAAUGCUGUACAGUUUUCUUUCUGUAUGUGUCAUAUUUUUUAUAUCUUUUUGAUUUUGUGAAAUGUAUGCCGAUAACUGUAAAUUAACACUAAGUGAUGGCAAUGCUGGGGCCUGGUGGUGUCUGGGUACACUUGUCAUCUAGUUAAGUUUUUAUUUUAUUUCAUUACCCAUACGUUCAUGUGGUGAUUCUUGGGUACGACACUGUCACAGGCCCCCGUCAAAACAUUAGAACAUUGUGAACACUAGCCAUGUUAUAAACUUGUAGUCUUUCGUUUAAUGUUUUAUAUAUUACAUUGUGUUUUAUUGCGAUGUAUUUUAGCUGGCUAUCGCACGUGUGGGGCGACAUUAUGUACAUAUUACCUCCAAUGUGUUUGUGAUCGAUAGGUCACUAUAGCACUGUUUUGUUAUUGUAUUUUUUAUGAUUCUAAUGAUAUAAUAUAUACAUGUUAGCUUCCUAGAACAUGUCCCUCCUGGAUAGCUGCACCCUGCCAGUUGUAAUGAUGUCUUACUGAGUGUUUCUAUUCAAAACCUAUGUUCAAAGGAUAUUUAAAAAAAACAGCUGUCGAGAUAUAGAGAACUACCAAAAAAAACUUUUUCAUUUUCUUUUUUCAAAUUUAUUUACUUAGUUUUUAAUGCGCACCAUUGGAUAUGUACCAACAAUCUGUGCCCACCGCCAGUGUGGGAAAUCGGCUAGAAAUGAAGUUUUAAAUAUCUAACUUUUCUCACAAUUUUCUCCCUCUAUAUUAUCUAUUGUAAGGUAUUAUCUGCAUUAAAAUUUGGUGGUACUUUUGUGUAAGAGCUUCAUUAGUGGCCUCAGGAUGACUCUUUUAUAUGGUAGGGUGUAAGAGUUAUGUUUUGUUUAUGUGCUCCUGGUGAUCCGCAAUUUUGUGCUAUUUUUUGCAGAAGAACAUUGUUGAAGUACUUUAGUAUAUUGACUUUUGUUGUGGUCUAAUUUUACAAUUCGUUACGUAUGACUCACUAUUUAAAAUGAUAUUAACCGAAAUAGAACAAUUUUGUUAUUCUGAAUAGUAAAAUCUCAUAGAAAUGAAUGCCCUCACAUAUUCAGGAGAAUACGUUAGAAAACAUUCUUAUAAAUAAUAGUAGUCUUAUUCACUGUCACUACCGGUAACAUUUUUUUGGACACAUAUUGGUAUAUUGUGAAUGCUAACAAUCCCAUUUGCUUUCCCAUCUUCAACAAUUAAUGAUUGAUAAAACCUGUUCCACUUAUCCUGGUGUAUGUGUCUGUGAUACGAGUUGUGUUGGUAUUGCAUUAUUGCAUUUCCUGAUUUCAAAAAGAGCUACCGUUAUUUGUUAAAUUAACAUAGCAGCACUUGUGUAUUUUUCAUUCAUAUUCAGAUAUCAGAGUAUUGUAAAACAGCCUGUAAGUUCACCUUUCACUGAUAGAUCUGAGAUUCAAUCCCUACUCAGAGUGCUUGUAUCAAUCCCCGUCUAGGGUGAUUGUAUCUAUCGCCCCAUCUAGGGUAAUUGUAUCUAUCACCCCAUCUAGGGUAAUUGUAUUAUUCCUCAUCAGGGGGGCUUAUAUCAAUCCGAAUCCAGGUUAAUUGUUUCAGUCUCCAUUUAGGGGGCUUGUAUCAAUCCCCAUCUGUUAUUCUUGUAUCAAUCCCAUCAUUGGGUGCUUGUAUCAAUCCCCAUCCAGGAUGCUUGUAUCAAUCCCAUCAUUGGGUGCUUGUAUCAAUCCCCAUCUGUUAUUCUUGUAUCAAUCCCAUCAUUGGGUGCUUGUAUCAAUCCCCAUCCAGGAUGCUUGUAUCAAUCCCCAUCUGUUAUUCUUGUAUCAAUCCCAUCAUUGGGUGCUUGUAUCAAUCCCCAUCCAGGAUGCUUGUAUCAAUCCCCAUCUGUUAUUCUUGUAUCAAUCCCAUCAUUGGGUGCUUGUAUCAAUCCCCAUCCAGGAUGCUUGUAUCAAUCCCAUCAUUGGGUGCUUGUAUCAAUCCCCAUCCAGGAUGCUUGUAUCAAUCCCAUCAUUGGGUGCUUGUAUCAGUCCCCAUCCAGGAUGCUUGUAUCAGUCCCCAUCCAGGAUGCUUGUAUCAAUCCCAUCAUUGGGUGCUUGUAUCAGUCCCCAUCCAGGAUGCUUGUAUCAAUCCCCAUUUGUUGAAUAUAUGUAGUACAUCUGUUGUCUUAUUAGGAGAUGUUCAAGGUUGAUCACCAUGACAAUGAGAAGCCAUGAUAGGAAUCUUCACAACCAAUACACUAAUGAAAAGAUGUAAUCAUCUUUGACAAACAAAUGCUCUUGUUAACUUGGAUGUCAAUAGAGUCUUCUUUUUUUAACAAUUUUGAUGAUUAUAGAUGGCAAAGAUAAUCCCAGUCAAACCUCCGUCAGUUACGGAUGUCAGCGCUCCCUUACAAUUGAGCUAAAAAUUAAUAGGUGUGAACAACUUCAUAAAUCCUGGAGGAAGCUAAACAUUACAGAUGGCCAAACUUGCAUGAUCUUGUUUGAAACAGUGACUAGAAAAUGUCAAUAACUAAUCUAGCUAUUUUGCAUUAAAGUGCUGCUAUAGCAUAAGUGGACGAAUGAGUGGGAAUAUAGAUAGUGCAGUGCCAAUACAACUAGAUAUAAAUCCUUUUAUAUAAAGCUAUCCAGGGAAAGGGUUUGCAAAUAUUGCUUUUUAAUUUGUGCUUUUUGUCAGCAUGCAAGAGAUACAUGGUUACUUGAUGUGGAAUAUUUGUAGAAUCAUUCAGGGACCUUUGUGGAACAAGCAAAGGUUCUUUGUGGAUUAUUCGUGUGGUGUUUAGUGAUUAUCUUAUGAUAUUUUAUUAUGACGUGCAUGAGGUUUUUACUCACAUUGCGUACACAUGUUUUAAGUAGUUUUACAGCAUUUUUUAUUAGCAUUUUAAUGUUUUUGGCUUGAACGUAGAUGUGUGAAAGAAAUUGCCUUUCAUCCCAUUUCUGCUUAAUUAAUGGUGUUACAAGUGAAAUGUUUAUGCCAUCCAGACAUAUGUUAAAAACUAACACCAAAUAGAAGUUGUUUUUCUAGUUUUGUGACAAAUUUGUAUUCAAAGCCUAAUCUUUAUUAGUUAAAAACAUUGUCUGUGCAAGCAGUUCAGUACAGUGUUAGUAGAAUUGUGUUGUUGUUUUUUCAAUUUUCUUACUGUUUGUUAAUAACAAAUUUUGAGAUUACAAUUUUGGAUGGAUUUUUUUUUUAAAUUGAAAAUGAUUUGGUUUAAUUUCUAUUUUAUUUUUGUUUUUUAUAUUUGUUCAGAAAGAAUCAAUGAGUUUAUAAUAUAACACUUUCAGCUGCAUUGUAUUUUCUCCCCUUUGUCCAGUACACGUGCGUGAGGAAGAAUAUCAUUCCUGUGUAUUUUUUAGAUUGACUUUGUUUAUGAUAAUUAUUAUAUCUUUGUGAAGUUCUUUGUGACAAAAUGUUACAAACAUUGUGUAUUUACUUAUCAUUCAUUAACUGUUCUUGAUGUUUAGGUAGUAGUGUAAUUAAGUAUGCAAGGUUUAUAUAUUCAGAUUGAGUUUGAAUACAUGUGGCUUUGUCUAUAUCUGUAUGUAGUUGCUCGCCUGGUCUUGUACAUUUUUGCCAAACAUGUUAUAUAAAAAUUAUGCUAAAAAGCAAAAACAUAAAAAAAGUCAAUGGUAUAAUAUCAAAAGAUGUAUCUGUUUUCAUUUAUGUACAAGUGUUAAUAAUCUAUCGGGUUAUCCUUCGUUUUAAUUUGUUUUCUUGAUUAAAACUUUUAACAUGCAACAAUGUUUCAAAACUUUGAUGAUUACAAUGGUAUGAUAAAGACAGUAAUGGAUGCAUUACUAUUGACUGGUAGGAGCUUUGAAUUUCAAGUUUUAAAAAAGCUGUAAGCUCAUGGUUUUAAAUGAUUAAGUUUUGGAUUUGUAACCUUCAUAUGAUAUUAACAUACUUGUGGUGUUGUGCGAUGAUGCAAUUUGCGCUCAUUCACCCUCAUCUUUUUUAAAUUUAAUUUCAAAAGGGCUUGUUCUCAAGCUGUUUUCUUCGUUGGUUUAAAGAUUAGGAUUAAAAUUCAUUCCAUGGAAUGCCCUUUUUAGUUUGAAAUAAAGAAUAAUCUUAUUUUUAUUGACAACAGAAGAGCAAAAGAUACUUUGUUUAUAAUAAGACAAUACUACAUAGCAGUUUCCGAUUUCUUUACCUGCACUCAAGUGUGUAUGUGAGAUGUGCGAUUUUGUGUUUGUUAAGUUAAAUGAUUUAUUUCAUACAUCAACAAAUAUUAUGUUGGGUAUUAUUAGAUUGUACUGAUAUCUAAAGAUAAAUAAAUAUCUUAAAUCUGA